AUGAAAAACAUCAGAGAAGUACAAAGAAAAGACACAAGCAUUCUCGUUCAUAUGAAGAUUCCGAGAUUUGUAGGCAUUGCAAAAGGGACAACAGCAGUGACAGGUGUACUAAUUCAUCUGAAGAUUCUGAACCUGACAACCACCAUAGAGAUGUCCAGCGCAGACGCAAGCAUUCUUUUACAGUUGAGGAUUCGUAUCAUGAAAAACAUCAUAGAAGUAGAAAGGUCAGACAGAAGCAUUCUCAUUCAUAUGAAGAUUCCAAAAUUGAUAGGCAUUGGAGAAGGGACAGGAGCAGAGAGAGCUUGA
Messenger RNA from Prunus armeniaca (apricot), 306 nucleotides. Lineage: Eukaryota; Viridiplantae; Streptophyta; Magnoliopsida; Rosales; Rosaceae. The record is from the annotation of a GenBank genome assembly.